Messenger RNA from Bufo bufo (common toad), 1071 nucleotides. It is a transcript of the gene MLNR, whose product is annotated as motilin receptor. The transcript is spliced from 2 exons. The record is from RefSeq and is a predicted model, not a curated record. The coding region runs from base 1 to 1071 and encodes 356 amino acids. Gene Ontology annotation, molecular function: G protein-coupled peptide receptor activity. NCBI's taxonomy places the organism in Eukaryota, Metazoa, Chordata, Amphibia, Anura, Bufonidae. Gene Ontology annotation, cellular component: plasma membrane. Gene Ontology annotation, biological process: G protein-coupled receptor signaling pathway.
AUGCAAAACAAUUCCACAAGUAAUGAUGGCCCUGCCAAUUACAGUAAUGACUUUCCACUAUGCACGGAAAAAUUGUGCUCCUUUUUCUCUAUCGGAAUACUCAUCCCGCUGACUAUAAUUUGUCUUAUCAUAAUGAUUGCUGGGCUCAUUGGGAACACGAUUACUAUGCUUGUAAUCAAACGAUAUAAAGAAAUGAACACAACUACAAACUUCUACCUAUCCAGCAUGGCCGUGUCCGACAUGAUCAUUCUCCUCUGCUUGCCCUUUGACUUGUACAGUCUUUGGAGGUCUAGACCUUGGAUCUUUGGAGGAUUUCUUUGCAAAUUUUUAUACCUCAUUAGUGAAGGUUGUACAUACUCCACCAUUCUUCACAUCACAGCCUUGAGCAUUGAGAGAUACCUAGCUAUAUGUUUCCCUUUUAAAGCCAAAGUCUUCAUCACCAAGAAAAGGGUGAAGAUGGUCAUUGUUCUUCUGUGGGCCAUUGCACUGUCAUCUGCUGCUCCUCUUUAUAACCUGUUUGAGAUUGUGCAAAUAUACAACUACACCAAUUCCUCAAAAAUCAGCUGGGAGUGUAAAUAUACUAAGUACGCAAAGGAAUCUGGACUCCUUAAGAUCAUGAUGUGGGUGACAACUGUUUAUUUUUUCUUUCCUAUGUUAUGCCUUACUGUUCUCUACAGCUUUAUUGGUAAGAAGUUAUGGAAAAGAAAAAACACCCUCCGAGGUCCUAAUGCAGUGAACCGAGAAAAAUGUCACAGACAAACUGUCAAAAUUCUGGCUGUGGUCAUACUGGCUUUCAUAAUCUGCUGGCUGCCAUUUCACAUUGGAAGGAUCAUCUAUGCGAACACCAGUGACUACCGGAUGAUGAAAUUUUCACAGUAUUUCAACAUAGUCGCCAUGCCGCUCUUUUACCUGAGCGCUUCCAUCAACCCAAUCCUCUACAACUUCAUCUCGAAGAAAUAUAGGACUGCAGUCUACAAGCUUCUCCGACUAAGCACCUCGGACGAAAGGGCCUACAAUGUCAUCAAGGAUGAAACAGGAGGUCACACAGAGGACACGUGUAUCCAGAAUUAA